AUGAAAACCUUGAGAAGAAACAAGGAGGGAAUCUAUAACACCGCUCAAAACUAUCACAGAAAGUUCUCAGCCAUCGCCAAGGGCGCUAGAGCUGACAGAUCUAGACACCAAGAAUGCCUUGUUUUGGUGGAGAUAAGGGACACUUAUACUCCACUUCUGCAUCAAAUCUUGCAAAGCUGUGCAAGAACAGGUGAACCCAUGGAAGUUGAUUGUGCUGGCAAAAUGCGAAGAGAAGGAAACCAUUUUAGUGAAUUCACUGUUUCGAGUGUUCUUUGUGCUUGUGCAGUGAAAUGUGCUGUUUUUUAG
Prunus armeniaca (apricot) is the source of this 306-nucleotide messenger RNA. The record is from the annotation of a GenBank genome assembly. Lineage: Eukaryota; Viridiplantae; Streptophyta; Magnoliopsida; Rosales; Rosaceae.